CUUCCUUGUUAUUCCUUCAAGGACGCUCAAGCUGAUCAAAAGCUUCUCUUUUCUCCACAGAUCCAACGCGCACUUUACCUCUCUUUUUCUGAAAUUGGUAUGCUAUACAUGACUACACAUUGCAUAUCAGGAUAAUGGCUGUUCAGUCAGUUACCAAUCAAAAACUAAUGGACGAUGUUGAUGAGGAUGAUAUGCCCUUAGUUUUUAAAAGGAGGAAUGUAACAUCUAAGCAGAAUCAAGCAAAACCGGAGACGAAGAAGUCAUCAUCUCAAAAGCAAAAUGGACAAGCUGGGAGGGCAGUCUCUGAUGUGUGUUCCCCCAAUGGUCAAAGUUCCAACUUACAAAAGGGUAAGACAGUGCCCUCUACCAAGGUAUCACCAGUGAAUUCACCUACGGCAAGCCCCAAGCCUUCAACUUCAUCUGGCGAGGUUUCUCCAGCUAAGUCGCGCAUGACAAAUUUAAAAACAUCUACUUCAUUAACUGACCGAUCAAGAAAUUCAUCUCAACAGAAUGCAGCCACUGUUGUUAAGGAGGAGAAGCCAUCCAGUAAAUCUGCUGGGGAUUCCGAGGAUUCAGAAGAUGAUAAACCACUGAGCACUAGACUUUCAGCUGGAUUAUCAAAAGGAAACUCCAACCAUGUAGACAAAGUGCCGGGCAUUUACAGUGCGGGUUCAUUGUCAGUUUCGAAGCCAAAAAUUAAUAAAUGUGAAGAUUCAGAUGAUGAAAAACCUUUGUCAUCGAAGUUCCAACAUAAGUCCUAUGCAGGGGCAUCCACUAGCAAAUCCUAUGACUCUGAUGAAGGUAAACCUUUGGCCUCGAAAUUUCAGCAAAAUGGUCCCACCAGCAGGGAUAAUCAACUUAAAAAAUCUUCUAUAGUGUCGAAUAAGCGACCUCCAGGUGAGGUCAAAUCUUCAAGUCAGUCUUCAGUUAAAAAACAGAAGCUUUCUAAUUCAACUACCACAAUGAGCGGUAAGCAAGGAUCUGUGAAAGCAGAAAAAAAGACAGAUGAUGACGAUGAUGACCAUGUUCCUAUUUCCCAGAGAAUCAAGAAAUCAGCUACCCAAGGUAAUAAGUCAGCUACACAACAGAAAGUGUCAAAACUUGCGUCUUCUUCAAUGAAAAAAACAAGUAAGAAGUUCAAGAAAGUGAUUAAAAAGACAAAAUACUCGAAGUCGUCAAACGUGCCCCCUAGCUCUGGAGAAGGACAGAAAUGGACUACAUUGAUUCAUAAUGGCGUCAUUUUCCCACCUCCAUACAAGCCUCAUGGUGUUAAGAUGCUUUACAAGGGGCAGCAAGUUGAUUUAACACCUGAACAAGAGGAGGUUGCAACAAUGUUUGCGGUUAUGUUAGAUACCGAUUACAUGAGCAAACCUAAAUUUAAAGGGAAUUUUAUGGCUGACUGGAGAAAGAUAUUGGGGAAGAAUCACAUUAUUCGAAACUUGGAAGACUGUGAUUUCACCCCAAUAUAUGAGUGGCAUCAGAAGGAAAAGGAGAAGAAGAAAGAAAUGAGUUCUGAUGAGAAGAAGGCCCUAAAAGAAGAGAAACUGAAGCAAGAGGAGAAAUAUAUGUGGGCUAUCGUUGACGGUGUCAAAGAGAAGGUUGGAAACUUUAGAGUUGAGCCACCUGGUUUGUUCCGGGGACGUGGGGAGCAUCCAAAGAUGGGAAAGCUGAAAAAACGCAUCCGACCGAAUGACAUUACAAUAAAUAUUGGGAAGGAUGCUCCAAUUCCAGAAUGCCCCAUUCCUGGUGAAAGCUGGAAAGAAAUAAAGCAUGACAAUACUGUGACAUGGUUAGCCUUUUGGAAUGAUCCAAUCAAUCCAAAGUUAUUCAAAUAUGUGUUUUUGGCAGCUAGCAGUGCGUUGAAGGGGCAAAGUGACAAGGAGAAGUAUGAGAAAGCGAGGUUGUUGAAGGACUAUAUACAUGGAAUCAGAGAAACUUACACAAAGAAUUUUGCAAGUAAGGAUCCGACAAAUCGGCAAAUAGCAGUUGCAACCUAUCUUAUUGAUAAACUAGCCCUCAGGGCUGGCAAUGAGAAGGAUGAUGAUGAAGCUGAUACAGUUGGCUGCUGCACGUUGAAAGUAGAAAAUGUGGAACCAAAACCUCCUAAUAUUCUUAAGUUUGACUUCCUUGGUAAAGAUUCUAUUAGAUACCAAAAUGAGGUUGAAGUUGAAAUUCCUGUGUUCAAGGCAAUUCAACAAUUCCGAAGUGGAAAAAAAGGCGGUGACGAUCUUUUUGACAAGCUAGAUACCAGUAAACUGAAUGCUCAUCUGAAGGAACUCAUGCCUGGCCUUACAGCAAAAGUUUUCCGUACUUAUAAUGCAUCGAUCACAUUAGAUGAUAUGUUGAGUAAGAAAACCAAGGGUGGAGAUGUGGCUGAGAAAGUUGUAGUUUAUCAGCAUGCAAACAAGGAGGUUGCAAUCAUUUGCAAUCAUCAGCGUAGUGUUUCAAAGUCUCACAGUACACAAAUGUUGAGGUUGGAUGAGAAGAUAGACGAACUAAGGGGUGCUUUGGAAGAACUGAAAACAGAUUUGGGUCGGGCCAAAAAAGGGAAGCCCCCACUGAAGAGUGCUGAUGGGAAGCCGAAAAGGAAUAUGAACCCAGAAGCGUUGGAAAGGAAGAUUGCUCAAACUACUGCAAAGAUUGAGAAAAUGGAACGCGAUAAAGAGACAAAAGAGGAUCUGAAAACAGUGGCAUUGGGAACGUCAAAGAUCAACUACCUCGAUCCUAGGAUAACCGUUGCAUGGUGCAAGCGACAUGAAGUUCCCAUUGAAAAGAUCUUCAACAAGUCUCUUCUGGCAAAGUUUGCUUGGUCAAUGGAUGUUGAUCCCAGCUUCAGAUUCUAACAUUUCAAUAGUUGUUGUGCUAGUACCAUCCAAAACCUACCUCCUUUAUACUCCAGAGUUUUUUUUUUUUCCCAUCUUUUUUCUGUUUUAGGAAAUUCUUCUUGUAUUUAACGUUUAAUGAAAUUAUGGGUUACACCCGAUUUUUACUUAUUUUUUAUUAUUCUGGUCAAAGGUGUCGAGAUUUAGUCGCAAGAAUUGUUUGCUACAAACUUUCGAAUUAUUUCAAAUAGGGAUUACUAACAUCUAGUGGUCUAAAGAGAAUAAAUUUCUCCGAUAAUAUUUGAAUAAAAAACUGUCCAAGAACUAUGAAGUGUGUAUAGAAAUGAUGAGUUUAGUAAUUUUAUAGUUGAGACUUUAAUGGGG
Molecule: messenger RNA, 3206 nt
Organism: Ilex paraguariensis (yerba mate)
Lineage: Eukaryota; Viridiplantae; Streptophyta; Magnoliopsida; Aquifoliales; Aquifoliaceae
Source: the annotation of a GenBank genome assembly